AUGCAGUUCUUCAUCUCUCUUCUUGUACUUGUCUCCAUUGUCGCAGCCGACGGCACAGUCCAGAAACCCGAGAUACCCUCAGCUCCCGCCAUCGAGCUAGAGCCCCGUGAUUUGAUCGACGAGAUAAGCAGUUUCACUUCAGCCAUCGCGGCAGCGCCCAGCUAUCUCGAGUCAUCCGUCAUUAGAGAAUUCAGUAGCCGGUUCGCAAACCUCACGGCUUCGGCAGCCUCUGCCACGUCCUCACUGGGCCUCCAGCUCUCGACCGCCGACGCCGCCGCUUCUACGUCCAUCCAGUCCCAGCUCAGCCAGGUCGCAGCCAAUGUCAGCAGCGCCUCUGCUGCGCUGCAGGCCGCUCAAUCGGCUGUCAACUCGACGUCUGCAUCUUCGUCCGCUACAAGCAGCAGCACUGGAGGUGUCGGUUGUGCGCCGACCGCUGCGUGA
Molecule: messenger RNA, 441 nt
Organism: Diaporthe citri
Lineage: Eukaryota; Fungi; Ascomycota; Sordariomycetes; Diaporthales; Diaporthaceae
Exons: 3
Coding region: 1-441 (146 amino acids)
Source: RefSeq, a predicted model, not a curated record